AUGGACCACAUCUCUCUUUCAAAACUGAACGUCGCUAAAUUAAAGGAAAAAUGCAAAGAGUUCAAAAUAACAGGAUACUCCAAACUCUCUAAGCCGCUUUUAAUUGAGAGACUUUUAGCCAUCGGUUCAAGCGUCGAAGGAAAUGGUGAAGGUUUUAAUGUCACAUCGUCUGGAACUCAGCCAGUAUUAUCGACAAAAGUAGCAGAUGUAAUCGUCAAUGAUACCUUGGGUGUGCGGAAAGGUAAAUCAACUCAUCUCCAGAUAGUGGAAGAGCCUGGACCGCAGGAAUUAGACGAGGGCUUACCGGGAAAGGCUGUAACAACUACGAAGAAGCGACCGAGGAAUAAUAAAGAUGAUAAAGGUUCGGCGAAGAAAAAGGAGAGGAGAGCCAAUAUUAUUACUAGCAAUGACCAGCAAGCGUCUCGCACCGAUGAUCCCCAGGUUACCGCCCCAUUAAAAGAUCCCCACAACUAUUAUUCCGACCCUCAAAAUGGUACCACAGUGAUAAAAAAGGACUUCAAUAACAUUCGUUUAGAUCAACCUUGUCCUAUACAAAUCAAUAACGAUUCGACAGACUGCAUACUCCCAAUAUCCCCUCGGUCAAUUUGUAUCCACACCAAAGAGCCCGAAUCAGCUCAUCGUACAUCAGCCACAGCGCCACACGAGUCGAAUGUCCAACCAACUUCACCACCAUUCGUAACCAGCAUUCAUUUACCAGCCUCAAAUUUAAAUAUCCACACCUCAAGUAGCCAAGUUGCUCAACCCCAGCCACAACCACGGAAACCGCAAACAUAUAGUCCUAAAUCAUUCAAACCACCUACUGUUCUUCGUGCUCCUUGUAUCAACCCACCCAAACUUGCUCCUAGGCCAGCUACGAUAACCAAUGAAACCGGACCAGCCAUGGCCUCCAAGGAAAAUAGGGACCUUUACGCGCCAGAUCUUCCGCUCAUUUCAAUGCCUCCAUUCACAGCGCGUAGACGGCAAGCCGAACGGAUGAGCGUCGUGUUUAGCGGAAUAAAAGAUUGCGAAGUGUUGGGACUUUGCAUCAGGGUGUCCAAGGCCUGGAGAUAUGCAGUGUACCUAUCCGCAACACAUGCACUGCAUCGGGACUUCUCCGGGACUCGACUCGACUCAAUCGUCAAGCGGGUCAAGGAGCCAAGGACGACGAACAUGUGGGCGUACCUCCGUGCGAGACGACUGGAAGUUCAAAGUCGAUACGAUGCAUUUCGUGGAUCAUGGCUUGGUCGGUUCUUUGAACAUGAACGCGAGGUUCUUGGCUUCGAAAGGGGAUUCGAGCCUGUUGAUCAGAGGAUGUGGACCUCUCCAGAUGACGGUCGUCAGAUUGAUGUUGUUCUAAGAUUCGUUUCGACGAGAGUGGUAUUCAGUCUUGCUAGAAGGUACAGCGAGUACGACCAAAAAUGGAUCAAUCCGGUCGACCAAGUCAUUGGAGCCGAGGAAAUCGUUCCGGAUGAGAUAUGGAGAAUUACGACGAGGUCUUCAGCAGGAGGAAAACUAAAGGGGUUUCACAUCCUAUAUGACACAGGUGAAGUAAUUGGCUUGGCCCAACCCUCACCACAACGAGGAAUAAGCGGGCAACGCGUAGCCAAGAACAGACCACACAUCGAAGUCCUGGAAUCCGAGCCUGGAGACCUACGUGCGGAUUGGAGAGCCUAUAUCAGCUCAUGCGAGCUAAGCCCAGGAUCGAGCUUACAGGAUUUGAUCGUCAGCGGAGAUAGGGAGUCGUACGUAGCCGGUGUGAGCACAUUUUGGUUGCGAAGCUUGAGCCUCGAGGACGAGGUGCUGAGGUCCGUGGCGCACAAGUAUGUCUUGUCAUCCGUGGAGCCGAAUAGUGUGAGUGGAGAAUAUAGAACUGUAAUAGAUAUGGCGGGAGAUAUCGCCGGAAUUCCGUCAUAUAUUACCAACGGAAAGCCUAGACACCAAGUAGGGCUAUACAUUUCCGAACAUCACCUGGUCGAGUCUGUCCAUAUUCCAAUCUCGCUUCAUCCUACGUUAGCCAUGGUUGUGACCGCUUCUGGGAGGGAGUAUUUUGUGCUUCGAGACACAGGAGUGCCUGUUGGUGCAAGUGACCAGGGGCUAGAGCUACUUUGGCAAAGGUUGAUAGGGUGUGAUGCGUGGGGAAGUCGGUGUGCAUAUACGGCUCGCGCUAUAGGAUAA
Molecule: messenger RNA, 2175 nt
Organism: Rhizoctonia solani
Lineage: Eukaryota; Fungi; Basidiomycota; Agaricomycetes; Cantharellales; Ceratobasidiaceae
Product: SAP domain protein
Exons: 7
Coding region: 1-2175 (724 amino acids)
Source: RefSeq, a predicted model, not a curated record